This is a messenger RNA of Peronospora matthiolae, 264 nucleotides long. Lineage: Eukaryota; Oomycota; Peronosporomycetes; Peronosporales; Peronosporaceae. The record is from the annotation of a GenBank genome assembly.
AUGGCCAAAGGGAUUGACACUUUGCAAUUCCUGAACUCGCGUUCGGGGAGGUUGUGUCCGACGGCCCUUCUUCGAACGCAGCAGUUGGGUCUAGUCAUAUUUCUCUACGCGACCCGGAACAUCAACAAUCAGCUGGGCACGAAGCUCCCAGCUGUCCCAGGCCGGUGGAUAGCCACGCCAGCGAACGAGGUAACCCUUCCGGACGCCAUUCACGUCGCGGUGGUUCAAGAUAUGCUCUACCAGAAAGCGUUGACCACCGAUUGA